Actinia tenebrosa (Australian red waratah sea anemone) is the source of this 2054-nucleotide messenger RNA. RefSeq names its product two pore potassium channel protein sup-9. Gene Ontology annotation, biological process: stabilization of membrane potential; potassium ion transmembrane transport. The record is from RefSeq and is a predicted model, not a curated record. Lineage: Eukaryota; Metazoa; Cnidaria; Anthozoa; Actiniaria; Actiniidae. Gene Ontology annotation, cellular component: plasma membrane. Gene Ontology annotation, molecular function: outward rectifier potassium channel activity; potassium ion leak channel activity.
AGAAUCAUACUCGAAUGCACUCGUCUCUCUAARUCGUUCCUUAAUCAAUUUAUUUUAUCUCUCAAAUUGGGUCAAAUUGAAACUUUAAAAUUUCAUUUUCCUUAACAGUCGAGGACGCAUUCAGUCUUUGUUCAACAGUCAGCUUUGAUAACAGAAACACUAAAGGUUUUGAAGAGAAAGAAGAACUGCCGUCACUGUCGACUCAAGAAAACUGAUCGAGUCGCCUUUCCGGGUCGCCUUUAUGCGUAUAGCUGCGUAUUCUCGCGAUGGAUGAAGCUAAAGUUAAUUGUCGCACACAAAUCUUGACGAUAUCAGUGUGGCUGAUCGUUUGUAUUAYGUAUCUUUGUCUGGGAAUGGUUGUCUUUGUAGCACUCGAAGAAAAGACAACCGACCAAACGAUACAACACAAGAAGAAAAUGCAAGAGAACCUAAAGACAGAUAUUCAAGUCAAGUUCAACUUGAGUGACCAGGAGUUUGAAUAUCUGGUCGAGCGAACUGUGGAGGCCUAUUCGUCUAUGCCAACRCAAUGGAGCUAUCUAAACUCGUUUGCAUUUGUCUUGCAAACCAUUACAACCAUUGGUUACGGCUACAUCACUCCAAUUACCGAUGGUGGUCGAAUCUUCUGYAUAUUYUAUGCUCUGUUUGGUAUCCCUUUAGCUGCAUUACUUCUCCAAUCGACAGGUAAAGCCAUCUUUCAGAUCCUCGUGGCGGCCAUAAUUGGGUUGGRAAAAAAAGUCAAMCAGGGAAWAGUGAACGUAMAAAAUGCCGAGGAGAAAAGCUUCAUCGGAUCGUUCCUUUUACUGACUGUUGUCAUCAUUCUCUACAGUGUGAUUUUUGUUUACGGUUACCAACUAGGUACGUUUGUCGAAGGGGUAUACUCUUGGUUCAUUACCUUGACAACCAUUGGGUAUGGCGAUAUUGUACCUGGCCAAUCUUCGAAGAGCUUGACGUUGAUAUGGAUGCGGGUGAUUUUUAUGUUUCUGGGUCUGAGUAUCACRUCAAGUGUUCUCAACUCAUUGGGAACGUGCAUAGAAAAGCGCCGUAAAAAGACGACGUUUUGUAAAUGUUMCAAGUGGAGAAUGGGGUCAGCARCACGAUUGUCAAAGAACGCAAAGGAAGUAGAAAUAGAUGGAAAGGCCAUAGAAGGUUCGUACAUCAAGCGAUCAGACGAGAACCGCGAGCAAGAAGUUGAUUAUGAGCUAGACGACUUGUAAUGAAAUGCCUUGCAUUUCAGAACGUUUUCUARGAUUUUUAGCACAGUUUGAGUGAGGAAAUAAGUUUUUUUCUCCGAUUAUACAAAAAAUUUCGCAAACGCAAGAUGAAAGAAUUAGUCUUAAGUUGAAAGCCGGGUAUUGGCACUAUAGGCAUUGCCAAUUCGUCAGGCAUGUUUGGAAGUCAAGUUUACAUAUAUUUAAAAAAGCAUAAAGACGUUUGCACUAGUUUGCACUUAGAGCAUGCGCAGACGUUUCUCACUUGUGUCAGAAGUCUAGAUGGCAAGAUCUACGUAUAUAGGAUAUACACGACUGACAAGAGAAUAUUCUCUUGUUCAAACUAAUGACGGUCAGUGUUUUGAUGUAUAUGUAUUUCAUUACUUUGCCAUGCAUUUGCUUAUAUGAUAGAUAUCUUCAGAAUAAUCUAUAUCCUGCUGCGCGAAAUCUCACUCCAGAGGGGCUCAACCAUUUUGCUGGCUCUUGCUUCAGGUUUAAUGUUCAUAUUUGGCAUAGAUAAAAAUACCUCAACUCCCGAAACACGUAGRUCGUUUUUGUUGUAUAUGUAAUGGGAGAUGGACACAGUCUAGUGAGUUAUGGACUUCUAGUAUAUAUAGAUGGCUGCUGAAGACUUCGAAUUGCGAUUUGAAUGUCGCUGUAUCAGUAUGAAUACUCUUGCUAUCAUUCAUAUACCCUUCAUAGCAUUGAUAUCAGGAUAGAUCUAUUUAUAAUUAAUGCAUACCCUUGUCUAGUAUGAUCAAAUGCAUGGAUGAUUUUCUUUAACAAAAAGUCAUGAAAAAAUAAAUAUACUGAUUACUGGGAUACCUGUGGCUCACAGUCAUAAAA